AUGUCUCACCCACGCAUAGAGGAGGUCGAAGACAGCGACCUCGAGGCCUCGGAUCCCUCCGAGGGCGACAUUGACGAGUUCAACGACCACGACAUUAUGAGACGAGUUGAACCCAAGUCGUCGGAAAUACCAGCAGGCGCAGAAGCCUCUCGCAUCAACCCCGCCAACAUCCCCUCGGCAGCCAACGCCGCCCCUCGCGCAGGCGCUGGCUCAUCCGAAUUCCAGACGACCAGCGAUCCCAAGCAGUACGCCGACUUCCAGUGCCUGUACCCAGUCUACUUUGACGCACGCCGCACCCGUGCCGAGGGCCGCCGCGUGCCCCGCGAGCUGGCCGUCAUGAACCCCAUCGCGCGCGAGAUUGUCAACGCCUGCGCGUCGCUGCGCCUGCCCACCCUUUUCGAACCGGCCAAGUUCCAUCCCAAGGAUUGGGCGAACCCCGGACGAGUCAAGAUCAGGAUACGGUUCGGCGGCGAGGCUGGAAGGGGCAAAGACGGCGGCAAGGCGUCGCCCAACCAGAAGCCCUACGGAAUGCCCGAAAUCAAGAACAAGCACCACCUAUACAUCCUCGUGGCGAAGCACCUGAAGGAGAACCCCACGACGGAGGACAGCGCGGCGCUCAAGGCACGCGUGCAGGGCGCCCCCGCUGCGGACCCGAACAAGCCUUGGCCGAAGCCCGCAGUCCCGAGAGGCUGGAAGAUGGGUGAUUUGCUGCCGUAUAUCAGCCCUGCCAUGACGGGCGGCGGCGUCAGCGAGAACCUGUUCAAGGACAUGAUGAAGGAGAUGCAAGGCGGAGGCGACCCGAUGGCUGCACUGAUGGGCCAGCAGGCCGGCGGCGGUGGUAGCGGCGGGGAGGAGAAGGCGAGUAAGAAGAAGAAGGGCAAGGGGAAAGUCUGA
Molecule: messenger RNA, 894 nt
Organism: Colletotrichum truncatum
Lineage: Eukaryota; Fungi; Ascomycota; Sordariomycetes; Glomerellales; Glomerellaceae
Product: signal recognition particle subunit SRP19
Biological process (GO): SRP-dependent cotranslational protein targeting to membrane, signal sequence recognition; SRP-dependent cotranslational protein targeting to membrane
Cellular component (GO): signal recognition particle, endoplasmic reticulum targeting
Molecular function (GO): 7S RNA binding
Source: RefSeq, a predicted model, not a curated record